CGUGUCCAUGACAGAACGAGCCUAACCGAGUCAAACCGAGUCGAGCCGAAGGACGAAUUCUGUUUUGCUCAAGACUAGCAGGGCUUGGUUUAUGAUUUGCUCAAUCCAGACACCCCCAUUGUACCUAUAUUUACAUUUACAUAACAUUCAAAUUCAGAAACGUCUGUAACAAACCAAAUAUUGUGAAAAUAGAUUUUAAAAAAGCCAAUCAUACACGAUUUUAUCAAGGUAGUCCCAGAUUUCCCCAUAGACUUGCAUUGACUCACAAUCGAAUGGAGCCCUUACCAAUAUGGCGGACAUGUUGACGUCUCGGACAAGCUAGCAACGUCGGCUAAUACGAAGUCUACUGUUUAGCUGUAUCAGUGCCUGGUAGCUGACUAGAUAUUUAGCUCGCGUGUAUGUCAUUUUAGUUAAGAGAUAAUGUGCUUAGUGAACUCUUUAGCUUAGUGAACUCUUUUAACAGUAGUAUAGUAUUGCAAUGUUUCGAUUUAUAUUGUAACCAUAUUAAGCGUACAAUAAAGUUUGGUGGAUUCAAAACAAAGAUGGCCGCUUCCAUGUACUACAAGGUGAUGUAGCGAAGUCUGCCUAUUUAUUGGUCAUUACUCAUUUUUACUGAUGGUUAAGAUACUCAUGAAAACUUUGCCAAAUCGGAGUACUAUCGAUCUGCAGUUGAGCAGCUAAACGAUCACUCCACGGCGAUGGCCAAUCUGGGAGCUCCUCCCUUAAAGAUCCACAACAUCCAUCUCACCGAUCGCUAUAAUCGCGUCGAUCACUCCAUCGCCCAGCUAAAAAUCCCUGUGACUGGAUCAAAGACAGGAGGCUACCUGUACACGACGUCCAUCAGAGACGCUAUUAUGAACAGGGUUGCGGUGGAAGGGGAAGGAAGACGUACACACUGGAUGGGACUUCAGUGCAUCACAGGAUCCAGAGCCAAUCCUGGUACCACUGGGCAUGAGGCAGGAAUACACCCUGGAUCUAUUGCGGAGCAAUUCUCAACUAGGGGGCAAUUUAAACCAGCCAGUUAUCUCGAAAGUGGAGCUCAAGAUUAAACCCCAGAGUUGUGAGGCACCAACAAUACCUGCUCCACCACAGUGCCACCAAUCCUUGUUAGGGUCACAGUGGAUCCUAUCCUCGGAAUACUGGGCAGCAUCACACUUUGAAUGGAGCAAUAAAUUUGUAAUUUUCAUUGAUAUUUUUCAUCAUCAUCUUUGUUUGCAUGGGGAAGAAUUGCUUUGGGAAUUUAAGGUUCUUUUUUUUCAAAGAACCUUCCUUUAAGAUUGAUUCACUGCUUCAAAUUGGUUUUGGGACAACUAUAAGUUCAAAGAUAACAAACAGGGGAUAUAUUCUGUUAUAUUCUGCAAGGUCAGUUUAAAAAGUUAUACCUUCACUAAGUUCAUUUUUAUUGUAAAAUAAUUCAUGAAGGCAAGAUUGAAGCUUGUCUCUGACCUCUGAAGCCACACAAAUCUGAUCUGAAAUAUUCCCCAGCUACACCCGUUUGGUGUCUGCAGGAACAAUACCAAGGUUGUGUGCAGAACUGAGGACAGGUGAGUGACAGCUGAGGCUAAAGGUUCACCUCCCCAUACACACCGAGCAGCUGCUGUGGCAUUAUAUACACCGAGAUCCUCACUCUGCAGCCAGCCAAGAGGACUCACUCCAACACCUUCUCUUUUAGCCGUAUUCCCACUUGAUAGCUUUCACUUGUUAUGACAUCUCUCCAGGUGGCACGGGUCGAGACCACGUGACCACACAGACCCACGUAAUCCCUGUUUGUCGACCUUUCUUCAAACUACACUGAAGUGGCAAGGGUACUUAGACAGAUUGCAGCUUAAGAGGAAGGUGCCUAUAGCGAGCGAGUGGUGGCUGUCAAAGCCUGAACUCACAGUGUCAGAUGGAGUGGUAAAAGUGAGGCACUUAGCUUCUUAUUUUGAAUGAAAUUUGGAUUAAAAUUGAUUUGGGACAAUAAAUAAAAUGGUUGGAAUCCAUUUUAUGGCACUAAAUACUUUGCCCGUUGCUGUACACUGAAAUUCUGAGUUCAAUGGAGCAUUGCAACAGAGAAUCCUCCAUGGCUUUGAAGAAAGUGGUGGACCUAGUGGUUCAAAUCCCAGGCCUAUCAGUUUUGGAACCACUGUUAAGCUUCAUCUCUUCGGAACCAUAUAAUCAUCAUCUCUGAGGGAUACGAAAUUAUCUUGUGGUGUUAUUGAGUCGCAAUUUUAUCCUGUAAAAGUUUAUGGUGUAAUAUUUGGAAAAGGUUAAUGCUUAAAUGUGCCAUUAUGACGUUCAGUUAGCUAAUCAGCUUGAGGUAAUAUUGUAUUAUACUGUUUUCUGUCCGUUAAUGUUUUGUUUAGGUUUUGCCAUCACCACUACCAUAUUUGUAGCUGUCCCGUGAGUUUUGUGUUGUCCUCCUAUUGGUGGAUUUCACACAAUUGUCAUAGUAGCACUCACACUCUGAGAUUGUAAUAAAAAUGUCUGUUUCUGCCAGAACUUUGUCGUUGGCCAUCUUUGCUCAUAGUGGCUGCCAAUGAGCUUGUUACAUUAUGCCUUUUAAGACCACUGAGCUUAAAUCAUGACCAAAGAAUUCUUUUACAAUUUUCAAUUUUUGCCAGCAACAGCAAAAUCUGGACAAAAAAAUCAUACAGCAUUAAAGGUGGAUUAAGUAUACACAAGACGAUUGGUAAUGGUCAGCCAGACUCUCUAGUUCUGGUACUUGAGCAACAACUGAAGUAGUAGUAGUAAAGUAGUAACAGUAGUACGGACACUGGACCUUCCAGUGUACCUGAGACUGAAGUUCAAUUAGAAGACUUUCAAAUCUGGGUUUGUGCAAGGCUGCAUGGUGACUAUGUCUAUUUCACAUCUAUUCAUUCCUUCAUUCAUUAAGUGCUUUAUCCUGGUCAGGGUUGUGGUGGAUCCACACCCAGAUCUCUAUGGGACACCAGGGCGAUAUAACUUAUUGACAUCAACAUAACGUAGUCGAUCAUAA
This is a messenger RNA of Pangasianodon hypophthalmus (striped catfish), 2977 nucleotides long. RefSeq names its product cytochrome c oxidase assembly factor 1 homolog. Gene Ontology annotation, biological process: mitochondrial respiratory chain complex IV assembly; mitochondrial respiratory chain complex I assembly. The transcript has 5 exons. Bases 699 to 1049 code for a protein of 116 amino acids. The record is from RefSeq and is a predicted model, not a curated record. Gene Ontology annotation, cellular component: mitochondrial inner membrane. NCBI's taxonomy places the organism in Eukaryota, Metazoa, Chordata, Actinopteri, Siluriformes, Pangasiidae.